Molecule: messenger RNA, 1184 nt
Organism: Aedes aegypti (yellow fever mosquito)
Lineage: Eukaryota; Metazoa; Arthropoda; Insecta; Diptera; Culicidae
Product: OTU domain-containing protein 6B
Exons: 2
Coding region: 21-1070 (349 amino acids)
Biological process (GO): protein deubiquitination
Molecular function (GO): cysteine-type deubiquitinase activity
Source: RefSeq, a predicted model, not a curated record
AACAUUGUGGAUCGUUUCUUAUGAUUCUUCGAUCACGUCCGUCAGCUUCGAACAAGAAAUUUAAAUCCUUUCCCAAAAUCGCCACAAAAGUUGUGUUCUCCAUUCUACUUAAAGGAUCAAACCCACCCACCAACAUGAGUGACGCCGUCCCGGAAACGGAUCUUCCCGCUGGAAACGCAAUCGGAGAGGACGAAGAAACACUUCUCACCCGGCAUCGCAAGGAAAAGAAGGAACUGCAAGCAAAAAUUCAGGCCCUCAAGAAGGCCAAGGUAGACAAGAAGAAGAAAAAGGAACAGCAGGACGAGAUCGCCCGGAUGGAGGCGGAUUUGGAGACAAGGCAUGCCGAAGAGUUGAAUAAGUUGAAUUCUUUGAAAAUAAGUGAAACCGUUGAGUCCGUGGCGGAGGAUUUGGGAGGUGUUCCCGGAGGGGAGAGUGAGGAAGCGAAACAGCCAAAGGUAUCGAAAGCCCAAAGAAGGCGGGAGAAAAAGUCCCAGGAAGACAAAGAACGGGAGGCACAGAUCAAGGCAGAAGAAGCACUGAAUAAGAACUCCCCUCGAAUCCUGGAGGACAAAAAGAUUGCAGAGCUGCUGAUGAAGCGAGGAUUGGUGAGCUUUCCGGUUCCGGCCGACGGAGAUUGUCUGUACAAUGCUGUGAAACAUCAGCUGGCUCGGAUAGGGGUCCAUGAGUACGAUACGGCGGACCUCCGGCAGAUGACAGCCGAUUACAUCGAGGACAACAAGGACAGCGUAAUUUUCUACAUGACCAAUCCGGACACGGGAGAUAUCCUUGACGAGGACGAGUUCCGCAAGUACUGCCAUCAGGUUCGAAACACCAAAGCUUGGGGUGGAGAGAUCGAGGUCAAAGCGUUGUCCAGUCGGUUGAAGUGUCCCAUCGAAAUCAUUCAGGCCACUGGAACUUCACCUGUGCACGGUGAGGGGGAGAAUCCGAGUCGGAAGCUGGUGCUGACCUACCAUCGGCACAUGUAUCGGCUGGGGGAACAUUACAAUUCGACACUGCCGGCUCCGGCCGAAGGCCAAGAGGAGGAUGAAGUAGGGGAAGAUGAUGGUUGAAGAAUGGGAGAAGUUGGAGCAAUGAAGAUUUUGUUUAGGAAUUUUGAAAUUGUCGGUAUAUGUAAAGUGUCGCAAUAAAGCAUACAAGAAUUUAAACGAGUAACAAUAAUGUGA